ACACGAAUUCUCUUCCACACAGGGGAGAACAAUUCCGGAUUCAAACAUAGAAUAUGUCCAGUGUAGUACAAAAAGUUCAACAAAUAGAGGAAGAAAUAUAUAUUCCACCGUGGUUAGAGAUCAAGGGAGAUAAAACUAUCCCAAGAGGCACGAGGAAAAAAGCUAAAGAGAAAUAUGAAACUGAGAAGAAAAUUAAGUUAAGAUAUCCGCCAAUGGACAGAUUUGAUGUCGCCCGUCCGAGGAAACGAGCGACUUUGUAGCACUGUCAUGUAAAGGACUUGGAUACACUCCCACAGGUAUGCAGUUGGAGGACCUAUACUGUUGACGAUGACCAUAAUCCUGUCACCCCUUGCUUUUGUCGGCUAUGUCAUAUGGGUGGCACUAUGCUCCUUCUGUGUCCAGCAGCCCUUUAUUUAUGUGGAUUCUGAUGAACAUCAGUCGUCAGUUGUUACUCAGAAAUGUCCGACAAGUUUUACCAUUUGCUCAUCAAAUGUAAUUCUCAUUCCUGAGAUUCUUGUGCGAUACAACAAUAAUAGGAAUGUAUACUGGCGGGCACAGGAGAUACCUACAAGGUUCAUGCGCCAUCAGACUCCAUCCCUGAACGUAAUGAGAAAUUUAUGUAAACCUGUGAAAAGAGAAGAUAUUGUCCAGAGCUGGCUUCCAGAUAUUGAUGUGAUCAUGCUUCAGGAGGUAUUUGAAAGAUUGCGAGGGAGACAGCUUUAUAACAAGUUUUCAAAGAAGUAUCCUUAUUGCAUAUACAAUGCAGGGCAACACAGUCUGAAAACUAAUUUGUGUUUCUUGGGUAAGUAAAUGUAUUUUAGCAUGAAACAUUUUUA
Penaeus chinensis is the source of this 836-nucleotide messenger RNA. RefSeq lists its product as uncharacterized. Bases 328 to 810 code for a protein of 160 amino acids. The transcript has 6 exons. Gene Ontology annotation, cellular component: cytoplasm. The record is from RefSeq and is a predicted model, not a curated record. Lineage: Eukaryota; Metazoa; Arthropoda; Malacostraca; Decapoda; Penaeidae. Gene Ontology annotation, molecular function: sphingomyelin phosphodiesterase activity.